AUGGAGUACUUUGAUUUUGAAGGCGCCUCCUCGGCCCAUGAUUCAAAUCAUCCAAGCGAUGAUGUCGCCUCGCUUGAUCUUGAAUUUGAUGAGCCUGAAGAGCGGGACGCCAGAUUCGACUCAUUGCUUCAGGACCAGUCGUUGGACUUUCCUGCCAAUGCUCUCGUGCCGGAGUCGGCCGAACAGUAUGUGGGCGACUCUAUCGGCCCCGAUCAGGACACCGGAGUCUACCCCAUGUUCCGAGCCCAGGAACCCUGUGACUUUUGCCGGCGAAUGGGUCUGGACUGCUUUGUCGCCAAACGUGGAGUAAUGCAGAAUGGAUGUACCUGCUGUAUCUCGCUCUACCGUGAAUGUAGUUUCACCCAUGCCAAAGUUCCUGGCAAAUUUCUUCAGACCUUACACACCGUGUCAGAGAACGCCUAUAUUCCUACGGGUGGAUUGACAGGGAAAAGAGCCCUCAAAUCCGUCUCUUACGGGGCCUUUGGAGACGACACCGAUGCGCGCUCUCGUAAGAACAGCGCUCGAUUCUCUCGCAGGGCUGUCACAAUCCUCAAGGGCUGGCUACGCGAUCACAACGAGAACCCCUAUCCCAAUGAGGUUGAGAAGGACGAAUUGAAGCAGAAUACAGGCUUGACAAGAAUCCAAAUCUCCAACUGGCUGGCAAACGCUCGACGUCGCGGCAAAGUUCGACCUUCUACGGGCACCAAUUCGCCCGUACCAGGAGCUGUCGACAUCCCUGGUUCGCAUCCCAAAGACCCGGCGCUCAUGACCCCUCUUGAACGUUGGAAGUACUCUCCUCCUGAGAACGAACCUGCUACUAUAAGCGAUAUUACCCGUGCUUUGGCCAAUCCUCCAUUCGAUCCCUCGCGUCAACGCAGGACCCAUUCUGGUCACGUGAGGCCCCGUCAUCCGGGGUCCAGUACCAAUGAGUCAAGCCACGCAAGCUCAGAACAUAAAAGAUAUACUGCCUCAGCCAGUAGUUUGGAUACUAGUCGGUCAUCCAUCUCUGACCUCUCUUUCGCUUCUGCGUUCUCCCAUCGAUCAUCCCUUUCAUUUGGUUCAAUGGAUCGAAAGGAACGUCAUCGCCGCCGCCGCAAACCUUCCAUACCUGCCAAUACUUUCCACAAUCAGAAGGCCAAGGCAGUUCGUCCUUUCCAAUGUACCUUCUGUACUGAUUCAUUCGCUGCCAAGUAUGACUGGCAACGCCAUGAAAAAUCCAUGCACUUGAUCUUGGACAAGUGGACAUGUUCUCCUCAUGGUGGUGUAACGGAGGAGAAUGGUAUACUUCGUUGCGUCUUCUGCUCGGCAGCUAAUCCAGAUAGGGAUCACCUUGAAACCCACAAUUACAUGAGCUGUCAAGAGAAGUCUCUUCAGGAGAGGACCUUUUAUCGGAAGGAUCACCUGAAUCAACAUUUGCGUCUAAUGCACAAUGCCAAGUUCCAACCCUGUAUGGACAAGUGGCAAAGUAGCAUUGCGGAGAUCAAGUCUCGCUGUGGUUUCUGCGCAACUGUCAUGCACACUUGGAAAGACCGCGUGGACCAUCUUGCCGGUCACUUCAAGAAUGGUGCUAGUAUGGCUCAAUGGCAAGGUGACUGGGGUUUCGAGCCAUCAAUCCAAGAGCGAGUCGAGAAUGCCGUUCCGCCAUAUCUCAUUGACUAUGAGUGGAGGUCCCCUGAUCCCUGGACUACUGUUCAAGCACAAGGAGACGGUACCUCCCCGCAGCUCGAAGUACCGAAUGACGCCAAUUGCUACAUGCGCCUCACACGUGAACUCACUUCAUAUGUUCAUAACCAAAAAGCUCAAGGGGUCGUCCCAACCGAUCAGAUGCUGCAGACAGAGGCGCGUCGAGUCAUCUACGGGAAUGACGACGACCCCUGGAAUCAGACAUGCGCCGACAACCCUCUCUGGCUGACGAUUUUGAAGCGGGACACCGGCCUAGAAAGUCCUGCCAACAAUGAGGACAUUCAACUAUCUGAUCUUGGGCUGCAGCCUCCCUUUACAGGCCGUGGUGUUUUGCAGCAACCUCCCCAAGACGCUGCAAAUAUUUUCGCCAGGGGAGUCGGCGCUGGUGCCCUACCCAGUCCAGCCGUGUCCAGCCCUGGUUUACGAAGCCCCGCAUAUCCCCCAACAGGAUUCUCUUCUACCGCGCCUAGUGGGCAGGGAAGCCUAGCAGGGAGCUACGCCGGAAGUUCAGGGAUGAUAUCAGCUGGUGUGCCCGCAUUCAUCUCUGAUUGGAGUAGCAGUCUACCUGGCCAUGCUUCGUCAUCCUCUAUUCAUGCAGAUAGAGAGGCACCUGAUCCGUUGGUGCAGAUGGGGUUCGAUCCGGAGUUCCUGCAACGACUCAGUGAUAGCUAUAGCGAGUUAACGCCACCUGAUAUGGAAACCGUGCCUUUGGAUGCAUCUAUCGACUACGAGGGCAAGGGGAAGCAGCCGUGGUUGAAUUCCGUAUCACAAACACGGCCACUUCUGGGUCUGCCCGCUUCAGAUCCCCUCGCAGCCCUUCAUUCUAAAGAGGGCUAUCCUCCUGCGUCAGAUGCUGCCCAAUCUGGGCAACCUGCAUUCCGUGACGAUUCCGGAACCUUUUGA
This is a messenger RNA of Penicillium subrubescens, 2586 nucleotides long. RefSeq names its product putative homeobox and C2H2 transcription factor. The record is from RefSeq and is a predicted model, not a curated record. Gene Ontology annotation, biological process: regulation of DNA-templated transcription. Bases 1 to 2586 code for a protein of 861 amino acids. Gene Ontology annotation, molecular function: DNA binding. The transcript has a single exon. Lineage: Eukaryota; Fungi; Ascomycota; Eurotiomycetes; Eurotiales; Aspergillaceae.